AUGUCGAUGGAAGUCGAUUCCGGGUCCGUCGCUCUCCCUCCGACCGAGCACCGCCCCACCACCGCUGCCACCGUCCUCUGCUACAACUGCGGCGCCCCGAUCGAUGGCACGCAAGCUGCCGGAGCACUAUGUAAUGACUGCUUGAAGACGACCGUCGACAUCACACAGGGCAUCGAUCGGGAGGGCGUGCUGCUCAUGUGUCGCGACUGCGACCGCUGGCUUUCGCCUCCUAGCCAGUGGGUCGGCGCCACCCUCGAGUCUCGAGAGCUGCUCGCCUUGUGUUUGCGCAAGUUGCGCGGGUUGAACAAGAGUCGCAUCAUCGACGCCCACUUCAUCUGGACUGAGCCGCAUUCGCGAAGAGUCAAGUUGAAGAUUACGGUACAACAAGAAGCCUUCCAGGGCGCCAUUCUCCAGCAGGACUUUCCCGUCGAGUUUGUGCAGCAGUACAAGCAGUGCCCCGACUGCGCCAAAUCAUACACCCACAACACUUGGCGGGCGGUGGUGCAGGUCCGGCAAAAAGUCCCCCAUAAGCGCACCUUCCUCUACCUCGAACAACUCAUCCUCAAGCAAGGCGCGCACAAAGAUACAAUCAACAUCAAAGAGAACCCGAACGGCAUCGACUUUUUCUUCGCCCAGCGCAACCACGCCGAGAAGUUUGUCGAUUUCCUCACUUCCGUCUCGCCCGUGCGAACCAAGAAAGCCCAAGAGUUGAUCUCACACGACGUCCACACAUCAAGCACCUCCUACAAACACACCUACUCCUGCGAACUCGUGCCCAUUUGCAAAGACGAUCUCGUCGCACUCCCGCCGAAGCUGGCCAGGCAAAUUGGCAGUAUCUCCCCUCUGGUCCUGUGCUAUCGCGUCGGCACGGCCAUUAACCUCCUCGACCCCAAUACCCUGCAAAUCGCCGACCUCAACACAGCAAUCUACUGGCGCUCCCCCUUCUCCCCCAUCGCCGACGUGCAAGAGCUCGUCGAGUUCAUCGUAAUGGACAUUGAACCCACAGGCCCGGAGAACGGACGCUUCGUUCUCGCAGACGUGACCAUAGUCCGCGCGUCAGAUCUAGGCGUCAACGACACCGAGUACCUCGUUCGCACACACCUGGGCGCCGUUCUGCACGCAGGCGACAGCGUGAUGGGCUACCACCUCACCGGCACGCAAUUCAACAACGAGAACUUCGAGGAAAUCGAAAACUCCAAGCAAUACGCCGGCACCAUUCCCGACGUCAUCCUGGUGAAGAAACACUACCCCGCGCGCAAGAAGGGCAAGAGCCGCAAUUGGCGCCUCAAGCGCAUCACCAAGGAAGAAUCCGCCGAACAGAGAGGCCGGAAGGGCGCUGGUGACGCCGAUCGAGACGAAGUGGACUACGAGCAAUUCCUGCGCGAUAUUGAGGCCGACGAAGAAUUGCGGCAGGGCAUGAACAUGUACCGCAAUCCGCAGCAUGGUGCGAAGAAUGUGGCGCAGGAUGCGGCGAUGGAGACGGAUGGCGAGGAGGAUGAUGGGCUGGAGAUUCCGAUGGAUCAGUUGAUUGAUGAGAUGGAUGAUAUCAAUUUGGAGGAUCACGAGGAGGUGUGA
Molecule: messenger RNA, 1575 nt
Organism: Neohortaea acidophila
Lineage: Eukaryota; Fungi; Ascomycota; Dothideomycetes; Mycosphaerellales; Teratosphaeriaceae
Product: nonsense-mediated mRNA decay protein 3
Exons: 1
Coding region: 1-1575 (524 amino acids)
Biological process (GO): ribosomal large subunit export from nucleus
Cellular component (GO): nucleus; cytoplasm
Molecular function (GO): ribosomal large subunit binding
Source: RefSeq, a predicted model, not a curated record